Polypterus senegalus (gray bichir) is the source of this 827-nucleotide messenger RNA. Its product is annotated as fibrinogen-like protein 1-like protein. The record is from RefSeq and is a predicted model, not a curated record. Bases 1 to 780 code for a protein of 259 amino acids. Lineage: Eukaryota; Metazoa; Chordata; Cladistia; Polypteriformes; Polypteridae. The transcript is spliced from 3 exons.
AUGGACGCUGUGAUAAAUAUACUGGCUGUCCUUUUUCUGACAACAGUGGCCCAUAACACAGAAUCAGAAGCUCUGCAAGUCAACGUAGCAAAUGCCAAUCUUCUGCAUGAUGAUGCUAUCAAGAUUCACAAUCUGCGCAUUGGAAGAAGCAGAACUGUUUACCCUUGCGAUUGUGGUGCCUUUCCUCCCAGUUACCCUGACGGGGUUUAUGUAAUCCAGCCUAGGAAUUCACGUCCCCUGGUGGUCUACUGUAUAACUAUGGACAAUCAGAAGUGGACAGUGAUCCAGAAAAACUCCAUUUCUUCAGAGAUUGAGUGGAGGGAAUCCUGGACUACUUAUAAGUAUGGGUUUGGCAAUAUUGAGGGAGAUCACUGGCUGGGAAAUGAAUACAUCCAAAAACUAACAACCCAGCGCGCAUACAAGGCACGAAUUGUACUUAAUGUCACAAAGACUGAUGUCAGGUAUGCCGACUAUGACACUUUCAGUUUGGAUGAGGAGUCAAGAGGCUAUGCACUGCGACUUGGACAGUACUCUGGAACGGCUCCUGAUUAUAUGAUUGAAGGAAGUACAAUUCAUGACAAUAUGAAGUUCUCCACUAAGGACAAAGACCAAGAUCGUAACAGUGGUAACUGUGCCUCCUCAUAUCAUGGCGGCUGGUGGUAUGACAAUUGCUUGACGGUGCAGCUGAAUGGAAAGGGCUACAUUUAUUGGUCCACCCUCUGUCAUGGAAACUGUCAAGCCUCACUAAUAAUGAUCAGACCUUCUGAGAUCUGUCAGUAAAGGAGCCACCUUAUAUUUUAUGACAAUGCUUUUUUGUCAAGUAUAAA